Molecule: messenger RNA, 715 nt
Organism: Crotalus tigris (Tiger rattlesnake)
Lineage: Eukaryota; Metazoa; Chordata; Lepidosauria; Squamata; Viperidae
Gene: GLO1
Product: glyoxalase I
Exons: 6
Coding region: 98-649 (183 amino acids)
Molecular function (GO): metal ion binding; lactoylglutathione lyase activity
Source: RefSeq, a predicted model, not a curated record
CUCAUCGCUCUUUUUUCCCACUUGUCGCCUCUAAAAUACGCUACUGGGAGGGGACGGACCGGGCGUCGGUGUGGCUGUUCUGGUCCCUGGUUGCAGCAUGUCGGAGCAGGGCGAGUUGAGUGGUCUGGCCGAUGACGAAGCCUAUAGUGCCUGUUCCGACCCUGAUCCCAGCACGAAGGACUUUCUUAUGCAGCAGACAAUGCUAAGAGUAAAAGAUCCUAAAAAAUCACUGGAUUUUUAUACUAGAAUUCUUGGGAUGACCUUACUUCAAAAAUAUGAUUUUCCUUCUAUGAAAUUCUCCCUCUACUUUUUGGCUUAUGAAGAUAAAAAUGAUAUUCCAAAAGAUAAUAAUGAGAGGAUAGCAUGGACCUUUUCUAGGAAGGCCACAGUAGAACUAACACACAACUGGGGCACUGAAAAUGAUGAGAAACAGGCUUACCACAAUGGCAAUUCAGACCCCAGAGGAUUUGGUCACAUUGGAAUUGCUGUUCCUGAUGUAAGUAAAGCUUGUAAAAGAUUUGAAGAACUGGGGGUAAAAUUUGUGAAGAAACCAGAUGAUGGUAAAAUGAAAGGCCUGGCUUUUAUUCAGGAUCCUGAUGGCUACUGGAUUGAAAUCCUGAACCCUAAUCACAUGGUGACUUUAAUCUAGGUUAGAAAUAACAACAAUCACUGUGAACAUUCGUCAAUAAACUGUUGUAACUUCUUUAAGGGAAAA